GCGCCCGGGCGGCGCGGUGGCGGAAUCAGUCGGCUAGCGCUCGCUGCUCUCCGUCUGCCUACGCAUAGAAUACAUGCCAUGUAGCUCGUGAGUACGGGGGUUCUACAGGAACAGUCGGUGCGUUCGCCGUUCCCCUCCUCUGGCCCUCCACCCGUCGCCCGCGUCGAAGAAAAGCUUCGCCAAAUCCACACGGCAUUAUCCAUGAUCUGCCAAACCGCAGUAUGUCCUUGCUCUGCGUGACUGUGAGGGGAGCCAGGUUCACCGGGACGACAGGGCAAUUCAACAGCUAUGUGAACCUGAAGCUCCAGAAUGUCAAGUCUACCACCGUCGCAGUCAAGGGCACCAACCCAAGCUGGGAGCAGGACUUCAUCUUCGAAACCAACCGCAUGGACACAGGCCUGGUGAUUGAGGUGUGGAACAAGGGCAUGCUUUGGGACAAGCUGGUGGGAUGCCAGUGGCUGCCACUCAUGGGCAUACAGUACUCGACAGAGGUGGGGGAGGGGGAGUGGCUUUCCCUGGACUCUGAGCUCAUCCUGGCUGACGGAGAAGUCCGCGGGACCAAGAACCCGACCGGACACAGCAUUCUCAUCGAGGCGCACUUCGAACUACCCUACGAUCUCCAAGAUGACACGCCAGAGUUACAAGAGAAGCUUGAAAUGCUCAACAGCAUCAUGGAUCAAGAGAUCACAAGCUUCAGGGAACAGCAGAAGAGGCCACUCCAUACGCUGAACUCGGGCAUCUCGGAGGACAGCGACUACACGAGCGACGUGGGCUACCCCGCGUCGGCGCAGCACCCGCACCAGCACCACCAGCAGCAGCCGCAGCAGCCCGGCAGCUCGGCGCACCACCCCAACAGCUCGGCGUCCCAGUUUGGGGCCCAGCAGCUGGCCAGGGGAGGGGCGAGCCUGGCCGGGGGCAGCGGCGGCCUGCAGCAGCAGCAGCAGGGCCCCCUCUACGCGGAUUCGGGGGGCUACGGGGCGGCGGACUACUAUGCGGAGCCGCUCUACUACAACAGCCGCCCGCCCCACCACCAGCUACGCAGUGCACGGGACGUCGAGCCUCCUCCCAGGAAGGAGGGUCGUCGCAGCUACGCGGACUCCCCACGGAGCUCCGCGCAUUAUGCGGAGGCGGACGCGGGCCGACCCCCGGCCUGGGACGAGUCGGCGCGAGAGAGCGGCAGGGGCUACUCCAGACGGCAUCCCACGCGCAAGCCCAGUCUGGAGAGGCAGGCCAGCUUCGAAGGGCAAGGCUACGAGGAUUCCUCCUACGAGUACCCAGACACGAGAACCAGGGGCUACCCCGUGCAGCAAGACAGUUACGAGAGCUACAGGGACGAAGCAUCUCCGCCGCCCCACGGCCGCAACUGGAACUACCCGCAAGAGGACCCCUACUACCCGUACGACCAACAACAACGGUCCACCUGGGCGACCGCCGCGGACCAGCCCCACGUCAAGGCGAUCCGCGGGCUCCCCGGCGACCCGCAGUCCAACGUCGGACCGCAAUGCGAACCGUACGGCGGCUACGACAGCGCGGGCUUCUUCAGUGGUGCCGAUCGGACUGACGGCCUCUUCCAGUACUCCCCGCAGCACGUGGAAACGACGCGGCCGUUUGGAAUCCCCGAGUUCUCCCCGACGCACGACGACGACGACGCUGCAACCUACAUCGAGUACCCCGACGGUCAGAUGGUCGUUGAAUACCCCGACGGAAAGGUGGUCGAGUACCCGACGAUCGACUCCGCGCCGAUCGUGACGCGGAGCGAGGCGUACUCCGUUCCGACGGAUGUCCGCGGCGCCGUGCCGCCGGGUGCGAACCGGCUGCCCCAGCCAGAACCCGAGCCGCCACCGACGGCGGUGUCGGCGCCGGUGGACGAGGCUCCGUCGCGGAGGAGGAGUUUCUACGAGCCGGCGGAGCCGGACCGCAAGCCGGAACCGCCGGGCUUGAAAACGGCAGAGCCAGAGAGGAGACGGAGUUUCUACGAAACGAAACAGCAGCUUGCGCCCGCGUUCGAAGCGCCUGCAAACGCGCGAACGAGCGACGACGCGCCUUCGACGCGGCGGAGGAGUUUUUAUGAAGCGAACGAACCGGCGACUGUGCCCUCUCCGUACGAACCGCGAAGCGAACCCGCGAAGCGGAAGGACUCGGCGCCUUUUCCCGUCGACGAGGCCGGGAGCCGGCGGAAGCCGGCACUGACAAGGACAGACGGGAGGCGAAAAGCGUCGCCGACAAAGAUGGAGGGCGACGCGUCGUUGGCCCCGCCCGAAGAAGAACACGCGCCGCCGCGGAAGACCGGCGUCUCGGUCAGUUUCUGCGAGGAGGUGAACCAGGUUUACCCUGGACCGCCGGCGUCGGCAGAAGAACCAGUUCCCGAGGAACCGGUUCCGAAGACCGACUCGCUGGCGGUGCCUGCGGCGCUCUCGGCGGCGGCGGCGGACGACCGGCCCCCCAUCGUUGCUGUCACGGCCGAACCUGGGAUGUCCCGAGGCAAAUUGCACUGGCUGUCUGCGUUCAACCGCAUCGUGAAUCAACUGAACGAGAGCGGAGGCGCUCUUAGGUCAAGCAGUCGUGAUGGACCCAAGAGCCUAUGGCCUCGCAGCAAUGCGCCUGGGGAUAAUCCCUUCUACAGUAACAUCGACUCGAUGCCUGAUAUCAGGCCUAGAAGAAAGUCAAUUCCUCUUGUCAGCGAGUUGACUAUGGCUGCCACUAAACGGAAUGCCGGAUUGACUUCAGCCGUUCCUCGCCAGUCGCUCAACGACGAAGAACUGAAGACGCACGUGUACAAGAAGACGCUGCAGGCGCUCAUCUACCCGAUCUCCAGCACGACGCCGCACAACUUCCAGUCUUGGACGGCAACGUCGCCCACGUACUGCUAUGAGUGCGAGGGUCUGCUCUGGGGCAUCACCAACCAAGGCCUCAGAUGCACCGAAUGCGGCGUCAAGUGCCACGAGAAGUGCCGCGACCUGCUCAACGCCGACUGCCUUCAGAGGGCAGCGGAGAAAAGCACGAAACACGGAGCCGAAGACAAAGCAAACAACAUCAUCAUGGCCAUGAAGGAAAGAAUGAAGAUUAGGGAGCGCGAUAAGCCUGAAAUUUUCGAAUUAAUCAGCGAAUGUGUAGCGAGUGUGCUCAGAAUUUUUGUGAUAGCUGUUCUGUUGCAAACAGUCGUGCAGCGGUACAAACCUUUGUGGACUUUUGUGUGGUGCCGCUUCAGGGAAGUGUUUAGCGUGGAUGUUAAGAGCCAUGCGGGCCACCAGAAGGCGGUAAAGCAAAGUGUCCUUGACGGAACGUCCAAGUGGUCUGCCAAAAUAGCCAUCACUGUCAUCUGUGCUCAGGGUCUGAUCGCGAAAGAUAAAAGCGGAACCAGCGACCCUUACGUGACGGUUCAGGUUGGCAAGACAAAGAAGAGAACAAGGACCAUGCCGCGUGACCUGAACCCAGUGUGGAACGAAAAGUUUUUCUUCGAGUGCCAUAACUCUUCGGACCGUAUCAAAGUGCGAGUCUGGGAUGAAGACAACGACCUGAAGUCAAAGUUGCGGCAGAAGUUGACGAGGGAGUCGGACGAUUUUCUCGGCCAAACAAUCAUCGAAGUCCGAACACUGAGUGGGGAGAUGGAUGUCUGGUACAACCUUGAAAAGCGGACGGACAAGUCUGCGGUUUCCGGUGCCAUUCGCCUCCACAUCAGUGUAGAGAUUAAGGGUGAAGAGAAAGUUGCACCGUACCAUGUGCAGUACACAUGUUUACACGAGAACCUGUUUCAUUACCUAUGUGAACACAACGCUGGAGUUGUAAAACUUCCAGAAGCGAAAGGGGACGACGCCUGGAAAGUUUACUUUGAAGAAAAUCCAGAGGAAAUAGUGGACGAGUUUGCUAUGCGAUAUGGGAUUGAAUCAAUCUACCAGGCAAUGACCCACUUCCACUGCCUGUCGACCAAGUACAUGUGCCAAGGGGUACCUGCUGUGAUGAGCACCCUUCUUGCCAACAUCAACGCCUACUAUGCACACACGGCCGCAUCGUCUGCUGUCUCUGCGAGCGACCGUUUCUCGGCUUCUAAUUUUGGGAAAGAAAAGUUUGUAAAGCUUCUAGACCAGUUGCAUAAUUCUCUAAGAAUCGACCUUUCUAUGUACAGAAAUAAUUUCCCUGCAUCGUCUCCAGAGAAGCUACAGGACCUGAAGUCAACAGUGGACCUUCUCACUAGUAUCACCUUCUUCAGGAUGAAGGUGCAAGAGCUGUCGAGCCCACCGAGGGCGAGCACGGUGGUGAAGGACUGCGCCAAGGCGUGCCUGCGGUCCACGUACCAGUUCCUGUUCGAGAACUGCUACGAGCUGUUCAACCGGGAGUUUCAGGUGGACAGCCAGCAGGGGGAGAAAGAUGAGGACCACGGCCCCAGUCUGCACAACCUCGACUUCUGGCACAAGCUCAUCGCCCUCAUGGUCUCCGUCAUCGAGGAGGACCGCAACAGCUAUGCCCCUGUGCUCAACCAGUUCCCUCAAGAGCUCAACGUCGGGCAGUUGAGUGCCGUGACGAUGUGGAGCCUUUUUGCGGUCGACAUGAAGUAUGCCCUAGAAGAACACGAGAACCAAAGGUUGUGCAAGAGUUCAGCGUACAUGAACCUCCACUUCAAGGUCAAGUGGUUCUACAACAACUAUGUCAAGGACAUUUCUCCCUACAAAGACUCGGUGCCUGAAUACCCUGCGUGGUUUGAACCUUUUGUGAUGCAAUGGCUCAAUGAGAAUGACGAUGUUUCUCUAGAUUACCUCAAGAGUGCCUUCCUCCGUGACAAAAAAGACACUUUCAUUCAGAGCUCGGAGCACGCCCUGUUUUCCAAUUCCGUGGUGGACGUUUUUACACAACUCACGCAGUGCUUUGACGUCAUUAGCAAGCUAGAGUGCCCAGACCCUGAGAUUGUGAAGCGCUACAUGAAGCGCUUUGCUAAGACAAUUGUGAAAGUACUCACUGCUUAUGCAGACAUUGUAAAGAAGGAAUUUCCAAAUUACGUCUUGCAGGAAAAGACGGCAUGCAUUUUAAUGAACAACAUUCAGCAACUAAGGGUGCAACUUGAGAAACUUUUCGAGUCUAUGGGAGGUGAAAAGCUGGAGUCUGAUGCAGGGAACAUAUUGAAAGAGCUUCAACAGUCACUCAAUUGCGUCCUAGAUGACCUUAGCAUAGUGUUCGCAAAAAGCCUGGAGCCGACCAUCAAGCAGAGCAUGGGAGAGCUGAGUGCCCUGCUCAUGGGCGUGAAGGGCAGCGGCCAGGUUUCCAUGAACCAAACGUCGCAGCGCAACGAGGUGACGGCCGAGGCAGACCACGUGCUACACCCGCUCAUGGACAUCCUAGACGGGAAGCUCACCAUGUUUGCACAGGUCUGCGAGCGCACCGUGCUCAAGCGUUUGCUCAAGGAACUCUGGAAGAUUGUGAUGCACACGAUGGAGAAGACGGUCGUGCUUCCACCAAUGGGAGAGAAGAAUAUGAUCCUCCCUAACUUGCCCAAUGCCAAAAUCGAAGACGUGUCACGGCUCUUCCGAAAUCAUGUGGCUGCCAACAAGCUGCCUACGCUUGGCGUUAUGGAGGUGGAGAAGAACCUGACGCCAAAGCAAUGUGCUGUGUUGGACGUAGCCCUGGACACGAUCAAGCAGUACUUCCACGCGGGUGGCAACGGCCUCAAGAAGACCUUCUUGGAUAAGAGCCCUGAACUGCAGAGCCUGCGCUAUGCUCUGUCCCUUUACACACAGACCACGGACACUCUCAUCAAGACUUUUGUCACCAGCCAAACCAAACAAGAUCAGCCGGGUGCAGACGAAGGCAGCGUUGGGGAGGUUUCAGUUCAAGUGGACCUGUUCACACACCCCGGCACCGGGGAGCACAAGAUCACCGUGAAAGUGGUGGCGGCCAAUGACAUCAAGUGGCCCAACACAUCCAUGUUCCGGCCGUUCGUGGAAGUGAACCUGAUUGGUCCUCACUUGAGCGACAAGCGCCGAAAGCACGCCACCAAGUCCAAGAACAACAACUGGUCCCCAAAGUACAACGAGACCUUCCACUUCAUCAUUGGGAAUGAGGAGGAACCGUCGUCGUUCGAGCUGCACGUCUGCGUCAAGGACUACUGCUUUGCCCGCGACGACCGUCUGGUGGGCGUGGCCGUGAUGCAGCUGCGCGACAUUGCCGACCAGGGCAGCUGCGCCUGCUGGCUGCCCCUGGGCAGGCGCAUCCACAUGGACGAGACCGGGUGGACCAUCCUGCGGAUCCUCUCGCAGCGCACCAACGACGAGGUCGCCCGGGAGUUUGUCAAGCUCAAGUCGGAGCUGCGCAACGACGAAAACAUCCCCCGCAACUAGGACCCCGAGGGGCUCACGCGAUCGGUGGCCGUGGGAGGGGCUCCCGUGAUUUCGAACCGCCCGCAGAGAACGGACGCCGCGCUCGCAGUCGCCGAAAAGACGGGCACGCGACAAAAUUAACGUUCGUUUUGAGAAAAGUUUGCGAGGCAGGAUUCCUAUAUAUACAACUGCAAAGUGCCUAGUCUGGGGCAACCAUUAACCUUUGCUAAGACCGUGUUGUGCGUGGUCACUCUUCCUGGUGGGCGCCUUUGUUUUCGCGCUGCUUUCGUCGCUCUCCAGACAGUGCACCACAGCCGGCUUGAGUCUCUAUUGAGGUGUAGCGUUUACUCGAGUGUAAGUCGGCGCAGGUUCGAAAAGACCCUAGCAUUUAAUACUUGGGCACGAUACCAGCAAGUUAGUAUGUUCCUCGUGCCGAAAUUGCAGGCUACCAUAUUUACAGGCUACCAUAUUUGCAGGUUAAGAGUCAGAUCUCUUUUUUUUUUAAAUGUCCAUGCAUUUGUUGUUCUUUUUUUUUUAUGAGGAGAGGCAAUGAUUACAGUUAGGAUGCAGCGAGUGAAGAUAUCUCAAUCAUGCCCCAAAACUGCCUCCCCAUGUCCAAAUUCGGAACGUAACGUUUAACGCGCUCGCAAUUUCGGAACAGAUUGCUUUCCGUAAACACAACGUCGUAAGCAGAGGAUAGUCUGUUUCGUAGGGAGAUGUUGGCCGGCUCUCCUCGUAGAGAUUUAUAAUUGGAUGUCCACGUGCUUGGAGAGGAAAGUACGAGGACAGUUUUCUCAAAAGGUUUUCACCAAAAACCGAUUAACUUCGCUACGACUGCCCGCAAUCUCCGUUGUCUGCGAGCGGUUCCACGUCGAGGAUUUUCUCUUCCGGCGCCCCUCACACCCCUAGGGAGUCUUCGAGUCGCGUCGGUUACAGUCCGUGCGCAGAACCAGUGCAGUGGAGGAGGGGCGCGUCUUGCAGGGGCUGUCUGCAGAAAAGCGGGAUCCCAUUGCAGUAAUGAGAACAGGACCAAACAAAACUUGAACACAAAAAAACAAAACGAAAAAAAAAAUUGAUUUUAUGAUGGAGUGAUUGUACUUUGCGAUGACACAAAAAUUUAAACAACCAUUUUGAAAUAAAUUUGAUUUUUUCUUUCAUUCUUUUGUGAAACAAACGAUGGCAGUAAAUAAUAAUAAUAAUAUUUAUUUGCACAAAAAGAAUAUUACCCUGGAUGGCAUGCCAGGCCGGGCAGAACGGUUGCUAUAUAAUAGCGACUCAGAUUUUAUAAAUAAAUUCAGUGGCCUUCUUUACGACUUUGAAAACAUGUAGAGUGUGAUUCAAAGUGUAAACUGUAGCGUCCACAUGGAAGUUCCUAAAUUAAACAUGUUUUUUUUUUAUACUUCAAAGGCUUUGCCAUAGUUGAAAGCUACAACACUUACCUGUCCUAGCGGGUUUUAAAGACGACCUUUGCAAUUUCCAGAUAGCAUUAGAUAGCAUUCUUUUGCCAUUUUCCUGGAGGGUUAAGUUCAACUUCUGCAGAAAAAGAAGUUUAAAGUACAAUCUGUUCAGGGUUCAAUUCCACUCUAUUAUUUUACAUUUGCACUUGAAAAGUGAGAUUCUGAACCACACAUUUGCUCAAGAUGGCUGCCUAAAAACCCUAAUGAACAUGGUUGAAUCUUUUCCUCUAGAUAUUUAUUUUUAGUCAUAUCUUCAGAUCUUUUCAAUUUUCUCUUUUCAAAGUGAUUCUAAAAACAUGUCUGUGUCCGAGUUCUUUUCGAGCUUGCUCCCGGGAAAUGUUCAAAGGAGUCGCCGAACAACAGAGCACUGUCGAGGCCUCUGUCUCCACAACGUUGAACGCAAGGUUUCGCUAAAAGACGUAAGAUCGGCAUAUGAAACGGAGGGCUGUUCGUUCGGUGGCUUCAACAGGACCGAAAUUAGCGAGAACAGUUCCCGGAGCUUGGAAUCUGGUGCCGCGCUCGAUGCAAAGUGAGGCGAGGCAGCCCCCGCAAUGACGCGCCGAAUAAAAGGGGAGCCAAACCGUCUCCCUGACAAUGGUUGUGAUGUCAGAGGUAGGAUCGUGGCACAAAACGUCGUUUCGCUGCGAAAAAACUACAAAAUAAACUGCGCGAUUGUCGCGUGCGUGUUGCACAAAGCGGCGACCGCGCUUUUCAAGCGUUGAUUAUAGCAACUGUUUGCCAGCGGUAUGUAUAGUGGCUGCAUUGUGGGGGGGUUGGGGAGAAAGCUGCAAAACAUUUGUUCUGAUUAGCAGGCCAUUUUUAGUUUGCGAAGUAACGUCGAUGUGGCCUUAAGUACACUGCAAUAACAGCCGUGACUUUGUUUGUUUGGAUCACUCGUCUUUGGCGGUUCGUCGGCUAGUUUGGACCACCCAGAUUGCUCCUUGCAGAGAGGGGAGUGACUGCGGCAGAGUGCGCCGACCCGGUGAGGCGGUCGCGCCAACGGGAAAGGAGGAGAUGUGUUAACGCAUGACGUCUCAAGAACAAAUGGUAGGCGAAGGAAAAGAAAAAUGGUGACCUCUUUGUUUCGACAAGAGCCCUGUUCGUAAGACGAGCGACGCCUUGCUGCGUUGCUGGAACGACGGCCGCGGAAUGGGUGCAGGUCUCGCAACUCCGCGAGGUUGCCCUUUCGGCGUGUCGGGACGCCAGUUUGUGCCGUGGCGGUGACGACCCGCGCACGUCUUGCGCUCUCCUGUUUCUUUCAUCUCUUCUUGCUCAGAUGUUUUGCUCUGCGGUGUCGAGGGCAACAUAUUUUUCUUUCCCCUGGGUUGCCUGUCGUCGUGCAUUACGAACGUGACCUCCCAUUUCUCCUGCCCCGGAGGCGGCCUCCUCGUUCCUUGUUCACUCGGAGCCGUCUUCGAAAUCUAUGCCAUGCCUGAACAGAUCUGCCAUGUGUCGAGUUAUCAGCAUCACGAACGCACGCAGUCUCUUCGGGAAACUUAAAACGAGCGUACGGUCUAAGAGAAGUUCGCUGGACGUUCGUGGAACCUUGUGACGUCUGCAAGAGCACACGUCUUGUAGGGAGUAAUUGCAACGCUGGCUCGUGUGUGCUCGCUGCAAUACCACGUGAAACUAAACUUGCCUAAGCAGUUGCAGGUACAAUGACUGAUUUGUCGAUCCCCUCUAAGCAGAUGGCACCGCACUCAAUUCCUUUCCAAGGUGGACCACAGCCAAUGCCAUAAGCCAUCCUGGCCAAUCCAGGGUAGCAAGUGUGUCAUGUGACCUUGUGGUCGGGUGCAACGGUGGCCAGAACACGAGGUCACAUGGCUAGAUCCUGCUGCUGCAUUGGCCCGAGUGGCUUCCGUUGGGGUAGCGGCAGUAUUUGAUUUGUGCGAGUCGUCCGGUGCACCUUGGAGGGAGAUGAGUGUAAAGUAAGCGGGAGCAGACCGAUAAGGCCAGGUACCUUGGCAACUCCCUGCAGGCAUCAAUUGAUAUAUAGCCGGGUUCAAUUGGAUAACUUGCGACGUAUAUAAGGGUAACACCAGUUGCUCUUGGAUUAGAACUGUUACAUGCUCGCUGCAACGAAAAGCAUCCAUAGUUCAAGUGAAUGCAGGUGUACCCCGAAAUUCUGCGCGCCAGCGUUGAGCCAACAGGCAGACCUGUCCAGGCGUUUUUCACGAGUGGACAAAACUAGCUUCCAUAAUUUUCUUUCUUUUUCUUUUUUAAUUCUCAUUCCCGAUCCUAUACGCUUCGAUUGCGCAUCUAAGACAUCUGUUCGUGGCUUGUACAAACUACCGGCUGUUUUUACUAUGGGCGGGGACUUGACCCAAAGGGCUGUCUCUGUGUCGUUGCGACCAAGGCCCUCGCGGUGUGGGCUGAGCUCGCCUUAGGCUAUGAAGGCAGAAUAAACAUGGUUGUAAAAUAUUUCCUAGGGAUUGUGAAACAAAGUGCAAACGUUGUGUUGCCCUGCAUUGCAUAUCUUGCGUUGUCUGUCAGUUUCUUUUUUUUUUUCUCUUUUUUGGUACUUUUUGUGCCAGCUGUCAAGAAGGAUUCCUUUUUCAACAUGUCCACCUCUGGAGUCGUGUUUUUCUUUUUUUCGUUACCUCUUCGACUCAUGUGCGUGCUUUUUCCGCGGUUACCAAGUGUGCGUGUGCGUGCAUGUGUGAACAUUUGACGAGCGUGAUGCCAAGACGCGCACAUCUAAGCUUUGUCCUCAAGACUAACUUUUUUCUAACCAACCAGAGAAUGGAAUCAAAACUCCUCACUGCAUGCUCUCUUUGUAAAUAUGGGGACGAGGGAAGAACAGUCUCUUGUGUGAAUUUACAAUAAAACGGUAAAAUAACUACUGUACAUACCUUUUUUGGAAGAAAAAUGAAAGCGAAACGCUCUCGCAGCAAUCUCGUUGUUGAACUCUGUUGAACAAUGUUCUAAUAAAAAAAAAAAUAAGAAAGCUCUUUUCUGUGCCCUCUGAGAACGUGUUUUCCAUCGGGGCCCAAAGGAGACUAAUAAAGUUGAUAUAUUGAGUUCAAA
Messenger RNA from Ixodes scapularis (black-legged tick), 10789 nucleotides. It is a transcript of the gene unc-13, whose product is annotated as protein unc-13 homolog B. NCBI's taxonomy places the organism in Eukaryota, Metazoa, Arthropoda, Arachnida, Ixodida, Ixodidae. Bases 222 to 6326 code for a protein of 2034 amino acids. The record is from RefSeq and is a predicted model, not a curated record. Gene Ontology annotation, biological process: synaptic vesicle maturation; dense core granule priming; synaptic transmission, glutamatergic. Gene Ontology annotation, molecular function: calcium ion binding; calmodulin binding; phospholipid binding. Gene Ontology annotation, cellular component: synaptic vesicle membrane; presynaptic membrane; neuromuscular junction. The transcript is spliced from 40 exons.